AUGAUGUGGGAACUCCGCUCUGUGGCCUUCACCCGUGCUGUCCUUGCUGAAUUCAUAGCCACACUGAUCUUCAUUUUUUUUGGCCUGGGCUCUGCUAUGAACUGGCCUGCUUCCCCACCAAACGUCCUUCAGAUCUCACUAGCAUUUGGCUUGGCCAUCGCAACAUUGGUUCAGGCUGUGGGCCACAUCAGUGGUGCCCAUAUUAACCCUGCUGUGACUGUGGCAUGCCUGGUGGGCUCUCAGGUGUCCUUCUUGAGGGCUGUCUUCUAUGUGGUGGCACAGAUCCUGGGAGCGGUGACAGGGGCUGCCCUCCUGCAUCAGCUCACACCACCCCAUAUCCGGGGGAGCUUGGCCAUCAACAGGGUGCACAAUAACACAUCAUCAGGGCAGGCAGUCACCAUGGAGCUCUUCCUCACCUUCCAGCUAGUCUUGUGCAUUUUUGCCUCCACCGAUGACCGCAGGAACGAUAACGUGGGGUCACCAGCUCUAUCCAUUGGUUUCUCCGUUGCCUUGGGUCACCUGCUUGGGAUCUACUACACUGGCUGCUCCAUGAACCCUGCCAGGUCUUUUGGUCCUGCUGUUGUUGUGGGUGAUUUUGAAAACCAGUGGAUCUUCUGGCUGGGUCCAAUGGCUGGAGCAGUGGUGGCUUCCUUGCUCUACAACUAUGCCCUCUUCCCCCAUUCAAAGACCCUCUCAGAGAGGCUGGCCAUCUUCAAAGGCUACGAACCAGAAGAAGACUGGGAGGAUCGGGAAGUCCGCCGGAGGCAAUCAAUGGAGCUGCAUUCCCCACAGACCCUGCCUCGGGGGGUUAUGGAGAAAGUCUAG
Sceloporus undulatus (fence lizard) is the source of this 825-nucleotide messenger RNA. RefSeq names its product aquaporin-2-like. Bases 1 to 825 code for a protein of 274 amino acids. Gene Ontology annotation, cellular component: apical plasma membrane; plasma membrane. Gene Ontology annotation, molecular function: water channel activity. Lineage: Eukaryota; Metazoa; Chordata; Lepidosauria; Squamata; Phrynosomatidae. The transcript is spliced from 4 exons. Gene Ontology annotation, biological process: transmembrane transport. The record is from RefSeq and is a predicted model, not a curated record.